AAGCGUUUUUUUCACAUUGAAGGCAACGCAUUGCAGCUGAUCCCAGGUCCAGUCCUGUCCUGCUUUGUGGUGUUUGCAGUAGCUGCCUGUGUGGACAGAGAGAGACGGUGAGGCAGUGAAGAGCAAAAAAACAAGCAGACUGCAGAUUCACUGUGGAGAAAAGGUGAGACAGUAAAGAUGAAGGCCUGCUUAAGAAUGCUCAAGUAGUAAGUGAUGGAGUCAAUUCAGUAUGACCGGUUUACAUCGUCUGAGAGUGAGAUCCCUGAACACAUGGGGCCUCCUCCUUCCACACCAAAUCGACAGGACAGGAGGAUUUUCAUCAUGUUUGGAGUCCUGUCUCUAUUUCUUCUUACUUUAACACUUGCAGUGGGAAUUAAAUUCACUCAGGUCAGUAUGCAGGUUUCUGAUCUGAUGGAGUCAUUGGAUGUGGUCAGCACUUCCAUUAAAGUACUACAGAAAGGUAGUUCUACCUAUCCUGAGCUUAUAAUACCAGUCAGAGGUCCCUGUGAAGAUGACUGGACCUUUUUUAAAGACAAGUGCUACUUUGCCUCCAAACUAAGGAAGAGCUGGGAGGAUGCAGAAAAAAACUGUGUCCAGCGGAAUGCACACUUACUGGUGGUGAAUGAUGCAGAAGAACAGGACUACAUAUCUCAGGUCAUUGAAAUGGGUACCAAUUUCUGGAUUGGUCUGGUGGAGAGAGAAGAGGGAACGUGGAGUUGGGUAGAUGGAACAGAUUACACAAAAACUAAGCACUUCUGGGAUGAUGGUCAGCCUGAUAACUGGGAUGUUCGCCUGAAUGGAGAGGACUGUGGUCAGCUUCAUUCUCGAAGCCAGGUGACCCACAGGCCGUGGAAUGAUGCGGACUGUUCGCUGGCUUACAAAUACAUUUGUGAGGGAAGUCCCAGGAGACACCAAUCGCACGCAUAGCUGCAGAAACGGUUUUAUCCUCGACCCCUUUACAUCAGACUGGGGUUAUUAAGUCCUUACAAAGAGAGAAAUACACACAUAUACAGACUUUCACACAUAAACCACAAUACACAGUUCAAAACAGAUGCUCUGUGCUGGAUGUGAAAGGGGCCGUCAGUUGUUUUGGGUUUUAUGAAUAUAAUAGCGAGAAUAUACAAUACUUACUUCUUAUUACAAUAUGUUAUAAGUGUGAAAUAAUGUGUGCUGUUCAUUAUUUGAUGACUUUAUCAUGUACAUUUUUGGAAAACUGUGUGAGAAUAAAGAGGAAUAGGGGGGAAACCUCA
This is a messenger RNA of Astyanax mexicanus (Mexican tetra), 1250 nucleotides long. Its product is annotated as hepatic lectin. The coding region runs from base 214 to 927 and encodes 237 amino acids. The record is from RefSeq and is a predicted model, not a curated record. The transcript has 8 exons. NCBI's taxonomy places the organism in Eukaryota, Metazoa, Chordata, Actinopteri, Characiformes, Acestrorhamphidae.